UCCAAUCUGUAGGCGUCCUGAUAUAUCAACAUCAUAAAACACAGCUUAAAACGCGUACUGAAUGCGGAUUAAAGUAUUCCUAUGGAGGCUAAUAUACUAUACCAUAAACAUACUAAAAAAUGAAUGUGAACGACACGUGUAUAACGAGAACGUGCGGUGAAAAAGAGUCGAAGCGAUCACACUUUCCAUUUCCUGGUCCGUCCACAGUGGGUCCUCAAAGACGCCUCACACUGGAGUAUCACCAGCUAAUCUCCUACACCGGUUGUCAUUCAUUUAUCUCACUCUGCGAAUACUUUACUAGACCUUCUUUCGGGUGUGUUUGCCACAGAAGAGAUUGUGGAAUGCUGCUAAACGAGACUCCAAUUUUUGAGCCCUCCCUCCUCCAGGAGCUGGACUGGAGUAGCAACACUGUCCCUUUCUCUCCCCCCAUCUCUCCCUCCAGCCCGGGGGAGGGCCUGGUGCUGAGGCCCCUCUGCACGGCAGACUUCCACAGGGGAUUCUUCAAAGUUUUAUCUCAACUCACCACAACGGGGGACGUCACACCAGAGCAGUUCACGAAAAAGUUUGAUCAUAUGAAGAAGUCAGGAGACUACUACGUCGUUGUGGUGGAGGACACAAACCUGAGACAGAUCGUUGCCACAGCCACCUUGAUCACAGAACAUAAAUUCAUCCACUCCUGUGCUAAGAGAGGCCGGGUGGAGGAAGUAGUAGUCAGUGACGUGUGCAGAGGGAAGCAGCUGGGUAAACUGUUGGUUUCAGUUCUUACUCUUCUCAGCAAAAAACUGGAAUGCUACAAAAUCACACUUGAAUGUUCACCCACCAAUGUGGCUUUCUACCAAAAGUUUGGCUACACCGCAUCGCACGAGACUUACAUGCAGUGUCGAUUUCCCAACGAAGGACAGCAGAAGCUUUAAACCUCCGUUUUUGGAGGGGAUGGACCACACCUUUUAUCUACUCGCUGAAACAUCAAAACAAAA
Notothenia coriiceps (black rockcod) is the source of this 977-nucleotide messenger RNA. It is a transcript of the gene gnpnat1, whose product is annotated as glucosamine-phosphate N-acetyltransferase 1. The coding region runs from base 120 to 914 and encodes 264 amino acids. NCBI's taxonomy places the organism in Eukaryota, Metazoa, Chordata, Actinopteri, Perciformes, Nototheniidae. Gene Ontology annotation, molecular function: glucosamine 6-phosphate N-acetyltransferase activity. The transcript is spliced from 6 exons. The record is from RefSeq and is a predicted model, not a curated record.